This is a messenger RNA of Archocentrus centrarchus (flier cichlid), 639 nucleotides long. RefSeq names its product claudin-4-like. Gene Ontology annotation, molecular function: structural molecule activity. Gene Ontology annotation, cellular component: bicellular tight junction; membrane. The transcript has a single exon. Lineage: Eukaryota; Metazoa; Chordata; Actinopteri; Cichliformes; Cichlidae. The record is from RefSeq and is a predicted model, not a curated record. The coding region runs from base 1 to 639 and encodes 212 amino acids.
AUGGCUUCUCAGGGCCUCCAGGUCUUAGGUGUUUUACUGGCCUUGAUUGGUUGGCUGGGCACCAUCUUCACCUGCGCUUUGCCCAUGUGGAGAGUCACUGCCUUUGUGGGGGGAAAUAUUGUCACUGCCCUGGUGAUCAUGGAAGGUUUGUGGAUGAACUGUGUGGUCCAGAGCACGGGGCAAGUGCAGUGUAAAGUGUACGACAACAUGCUGGGUCUGCCUGAGGACCUGCAGGCUGCCAGGGCCAUGGUGGUCAUCUCUGUGGCUAUCGGGGUGUGCGGCAUCCUCAUGGCUGUGGCUGGAGGAAAAUGCACCAACUGCAUGGAGGAUGAAGUGACCAAAGCCAAAGUCUGCAUUGCGUCUGGAGUGAUAUUCAUUAUAGCCGCCUUGCUGGUCUUGAUUCCUGUAUCGUGGUCAGCUCAUGUGGUCAUCAGGGACUUUUAUAACCCACUGCUAAUUGACGCACAGAAAAGGGAAUUUGGACCUUCACUUUACCUGGGUUGGUCCUCUGCUUUCAUGCUGGUGCUGGGAGGAGGUCUUCUCUGCAGCAACUGUCCCCCAAAGGACGGCGGCAGACCCUACAUACCUGCCAAGUUUACCCCUGCAAGAAGUUUAUAUUCAAAUAUUGACUAUGUGUGA